UCGAAGUCAUUGAACAUGUUUUUUUUUAAACCACAUUCGAAGUCAUUUCCUCCUUCCAGUAAUGGAACUCGAGGAGCACGUGGUGACCCGGCGGUGUUUGCCAGGACUUCUGUGUCAGUGAAAGCGUCGUCUCGUGGGGGCGGUGAUCAUAACGUGGAGAAGUGGCGAAGCUCAAAACACGGCCGACCUCAGAUCAGCCCGAGAGAGCAGGAGAGACGCGCCGCGGGGAACAAGCCGCUUGAAAACCAACAGGUAGGAGGACACGGUUUAUCGAUCUCGAUGGACUGGUCCCUAAUUGUAUUUUUACAAGUGAUGUUUCAGCCAUCUCUCUCAGUGUUGUUCACUGUUUGGGCCGGGAAAAGCACAUACGAGGCGCAGUUUGGAGGAGAUGUCGUGAUGAGCUGCAGGUUUAAGCCUAAACCGUCGAAUCCUCAGGCUGACCUGAAGGUGACCUGGAACUGGAUCAGCUCCACCUCGGUUCGAGAAGUGUACCGUAUGGACAACGGGGAGGAGGUCAGUGCGUCCCGAGAUCCGGACUAUCGGGGCAGAGUGAAGCUUUUCACUGAGGAGCUGAAGGAAGGCGUGGCCAAGUUGCAGGUCUCAAGGCUCCGGAUCAAUGACUCUGGGACCUACCAGUGUUCGGUGCAGACAGAACAAGGAGCUGAUUACAAAGCGAUAACUUUGUCCGUUGUAGCACCUUACAAAACUGUGGCUAAACGCAUUCAAAAGACUGCAGAUGAGGGAUGGUUGCUGCUAACCUGCCAGUCUCAGGGAUACCCCGAGUCCUCCGUCACGUGGCACAACGGACACCUGCAAAGACCCCCGGGACCCGACACCACCGCUGUAUCAACCGAAGACCUGCUUUACACAGUCACCAGUCAGAUACGCGUCCGAUCCACAGACAAAAACAACUACACUUGUUCCUUUGCACAGGAUGGGAAUUCUGCAACGUUUCACAUCCCAGAUGAGAUUCCUGUUCUUCAUGUCCAAAAGGAUGCUCUCAUCGUUGUGUUGAGCAUCGGACUGAUAAUGGUUGUCAUCAUCAUCGCAGUGCUCGUGUACAGACGACGAAAAGGUUUUCGGCUUGGUACCAGGAACCUUCCGGUCUGUUGUGGGGGGAAGUCUAUUCCUGCUGUUGACUGCCUCAAAAGAGAAAAGGACAACGAGGAAGAGAUAGGAGUUUUUAAUGAAGUUUCCGUGGAGGAAAAUUUGGGGGUGUUUCUGAAAGCAAGCUAUGGUGACGUCAGCCCAGAGGUGAGACACCACUGGAAUUCCUUUGUUGUGGAGGAGCUGCCUCACAAGCUGAGUAACAAUGAGGGCCAACCUGUCAAUCUUCAAGCUUUACUGCCGGAAGCAGGAGAGACACUUUUCCUUGAAGGACCCCCAGGAAGCGGCAAGACGACCGUGGCCCACAUCCUGGUCUCUUCUUGGUCUGAGGGGUCCGCACAUCCACUCUCCAAAUUCCUCGAUCUCAGCACUCUUCCACUUCUCUUUUACGUCGACUGCGGAAAAGCGAAGGGUGACCUGUUUCAGGAAAUCACGAUUCAGCGCUCUCUCACGGAAAGGAUGUCCACGGAGGACGAGCUGAGGACGGUGUUGACCAGCUCCCGCGAGGCUCUGCUGCUGUUGGAUGGCUACAGAGAGGGGAACCCACUUUUCGACGCGUCCUUGAGGAAGUUCCUAGUGGAAAAAGGAGGGUGCAGGGUGUUGGUCGUGGCCUGCCAAGGACACUGGCCCACACUCAAGGACACAGUUGAGCCAAAGAGGGUGCUGCAGCUGCAAGCAGUAUGACGCACAGAGGACUCGCGUGUACGUGAAUAACAAAGACGUUGAGCAGGUGUUACAUGUAAAACAAACACAAGUUUUUGUAUGAACCCAAAUAUGCUGCGAAAUGUGUUGAUUUAUAUGUGCUGUAUAUACUAAUUGUGCAUUCUUUACAUGGCAGCCCUGAUAUUUAUUAAAACUUUUUACAAUAAUA
Molecule: messenger RNA, 1978 nt
Organism: Gasterosteus aculeatus aculeatus (three-spined stickleback)
Lineage: Eukaryota; Metazoa; Chordata; Actinopteri; Perciformes; Gasterosteidae
Biological process (GO): cellular response to lipopolysaccharide; T cell costimulation; negative regulation of T cell proliferation
Cellular component (GO): external side of plasma membrane
Source: RefSeq, a predicted model, not a curated record